ACAUUUUAUCCAAAACAUAAACAUUCAUAUUCUGCAACAUUCCACACUUGCUGCAGUUGCCAGUGAAAAGAGGAAAAGGGUGCAUACAACGGAGAUGCGUUCGUAAAUUGAAACGAUAUUUGCAUUUUGUGGGACGAAAACGGAGGUUCUGCACAACAUACUAAGGAUGGACAAGUUGACGACGAUCAGCGCUGGUCUGUUUAUGGCGGCGGAUGUGUGCGCUAUCGUGAGCUUAGCCAUGCCCGAUUGGAUAGUGACCAGUGUGGGAGGUGAAACGCGCUUGGGAUUGAUGUGGACAUGUAUGACGCUUUACAACCGGCCCCAGGUGUGCUUCACUCCGGAACUACAGCCGGAGUGGCUCAUUGCGCUGAUAUGCAUUUUCGUGGGUUGCAUCUGCAUCACCACCACCAUUAUUCUGCUGGCAUCCAGUAACUGGGAUCGUAAUGUGAUCCCCUACGCACGGUGGGUCGGUUUUACUGCAAUGGUUCUGUUUUGUCUUGCGGCAGUAAUAUUUCCGCUUGGAUUUCACGUGGAUGAAAUUGGGGGACAACCGUACCAUUUGCCACACUCGCAUCAGGUUGGCAUCUCGUACAUCAUGUUCGUGCUGGCCCUGUGGAUCACGGUCAUAUCGGAGCUGUUUGCCGAGAAGGUGUGUCUGCCGCAGUUUUAGGGCUGCCAACAUGCCGGACCGCGCCUAUCGAUGUAUCUCAAUCUGUGCUGUAUUAAUGUCCCCAUGCCGUUCCCCCAUCCCACCCCCAGUGCUUUGUACAUUGAAUCGAUUGAUAAUACUUCUUGAUUUCCUAGUGACGGAAUUGAAUGUCUGUAGACUGUAGGCUGAUAAAACAACCAAAAGAGACACGGAAACAUAGUACUUGUAAUAGCGUUUAGACUUAAGUUAAUGAUUUCAAACUUUGUAUUAGUGAGAAAAAAUAAAAUUGCAGUGCGAUAUUUGUUUUUUACACCA
Messenger RNA from Anopheles stephensi (Asian malaria mosquito), 964 nucleotides. RefSeq lists its product as uncharacterized. The transcript has 3 exons. Gene Ontology annotation, cellular component: ciliary membrane; Golgi apparatus. Gene Ontology annotation, biological process: negative regulation of smoothened signaling pathway. Bases 167 to 670 code for a protein of 167 amino acids. The record is from RefSeq and is a predicted model, not a curated record. NCBI's taxonomy places the organism in Eukaryota, Metazoa, Arthropoda, Insecta, Diptera, Culicidae.